CGCAAUCACAACACCACAGAACAUCCUUUACAAACCAAGAAUCACGUCCAUUAAACCAAUCCAAUCCAGCUAAUCCUCUGCUCAUCCAAAAUGCCCUCCAAACCAGUCGCCUCCCCACCCCCGCAACCGAAGAAAGUCCACGGCGCAGUUCGCGACGAUGACCUCCCCAUCGACGACUACGAGAAUGCCUGGCACGAACAGCAAGAAGAAGAGGAAGAGGAAUACCGCGAGCAGAAUGAUAUUGCCUUCAAGGCCCCGAAUGUUGCUGCCGCGAGGAGGAUGAAUACCGGUACUGCGCCGAAUCCUGUUGAGGGGACGCGUAAGGGGAUUACGGGGUCGGUUAAUAGGUCGAAGACGACGCAUUGAUUCUCG
Molecule: messenger RNA, 372 nt
Organism: Aspergillus piperis CBS 112811
Lineage: Eukaryota; Fungi; Ascomycota; Eurotiomycetes; Eurotiales; Aspergillaceae
Exons: 1
Coding region: 91-366 (91 amino acids)
Source: RefSeq, a predicted model, not a curated record